GCGUAUAGGACGAAACGAGUCUGGCGCUGGACGACGGCGCUUGUAGCAUUAUCGCGAGAAAGUCGCCGCCGGCGAACGGCGCCUCUAUGCUCGACACUGAAAAUCGGCGACGAGCCGAGAGCUGCAGUUUAGUUCGCCGGCGACUUUACGCGUGAUGCCUCUUCAGGCUCUCGUGCGCGUACAUUUCCAGGAUCGAGACAGCGUGUAAGAGAGAUCUACUUCGUAUACAGACACAGUGUGGAGCAGUCGAUUAUUCGGAAGAUAUGGGGGAGGUGAUAACCAGACGCCUCGCGAUCGCGGCGCUGAUGAUCGUCGCAGGAAAGUUAAUUGUUGCGGACACGAAAGACGUAUCUGCGCAAAACUCGCUGCUAAACGAAGUGGAAACGAUGAUAAACACGGCCAUCAAGUUGAUUCACGAACCGGCGACGUUCAAACUCUACACCAGGGAAAACCCUUUCGGCGAGGAACAAUUGCUGCUGAACAACACGGAAGUCCUUUACGCGUCGCAUUUCAACGAGAGUCGACCGACGAAACUCAUAAUUCACGGUUUCAGCGACACGGGAAAAGAAGCCUGGAUACGAAGCCUCAUCGAUGCAUACCUCAAGUACCAAGACGUCAACGUGAUAGUCGUGGGCUGGGGCAUCCUGGCAGCUGACCCAUACCCCACAGCGGCGAACAAUACCCGCCGAGUGGGCGAGUAUCUUGGCGUCUUCCUCGAGUUUCUCUGUCGCGAAUCGAACCUCGAGUACAAGGACGUGCACAUGUGCGGACAUAGUCUGGGAUCGCACGUCGCUGGAUUUGCCGGGGCUUUCCUGGACGGACGGAUCGGCCGAAUAACAGGUUUGGAUCCCGCAAGUCCGCUCUUCGAAACGCCAAUCCUCUGCGACCCCGACUUUCGCCUCGACCCGACGGACGCCCAAUUCGUUGACGUGAUUCACACGAGCGGCACCGCGUUCGGAUUUCUCGCAGCGAUCGGCCACGUCGACUUCUACCCCAACAGCGGCAAGUUUCCGCAACCGGGCUGCAACUUCGCGCCCACGAACACUUACUGCAGCCAUACCCGAGCUUAUCAACUGAUGACCGAGAGCAUAGGAAGCACAUCCGGUUUCAAGUCGAGAAGCUGCGAUAACUGGGAGAAAUACAAGGACGGACACUGCAAUCGAAACCCGAUCGUUCUGAUGGGGGAAUACGCAUCGACGUCAUUGCGAGGAAAGUUCUUCUUGACGACCAAGUACGCGCCUCCCUUCGCCAUCGACUGAAACUCGAUUCACACUUCGGCCCUUCAAACUUCACUUCGCGAUUAAAAAUCUAACGCUUUCAACUAGUCAUUUGUCAGAUAACUCUGUAUUUAUACGCCAUUUUGCAUUCGCCUAUCACGUUUCUCCCUUUUCUUGCGAUCCGCACAUCGUAUGUAUCAAUCAUUUUAUAUUUGCAAUAUUUUUUAGAUUUAAUACUAAUUGGUUUUGCGCACUAAGGCCGUGGAGACGACUAUAUUUAUUACACGCAUACUAGGGGAUGAGCCCUCCCCCCCCCCUCCCCCCUGAUCUGUAAUAUUUUCCUUAUAGAAAACGUCCUUUGCAUCGACUUACAAUGCACAUGCUAUUGUGAGUGUAACUUCCGCUCGCCAUAUGUCUCAUCUAUAGAUACCUUAUUUAUUUUUUAACGUGCAAACUUUAUACAAAACAAAAUUGCCUUUUGAUGAUAAUGAAUAAAUUAAAAAAUUUCUAACCAUUA
Nasonia vitripennis (jewel wasp) is the source of this 1734-nucleotide messenger RNA. Its product is annotated as pancreatic lipase-related protein 2. The transcript has 7 exons. Gene Ontology annotation, biological process: lipid metabolic process. The coding region runs from base 264 to 1259 and encodes 331 amino acids. The record is from RefSeq and is a predicted model, not a curated record. NCBI's taxonomy places the organism in Eukaryota, Metazoa, Arthropoda, Insecta, Hymenoptera, Pteromalidae. Gene Ontology annotation, molecular function: lipase activity.